UAUCCAGCUAUGUGACAUUUUGAUACAAAUGCCUCCAAUUUAGCAUUAUUUUAUGUAUUUGCUCAUAUAAUUAGUGCACUGACAAACUAUUCGCAAGUAUUAAAACUGGACAGAUAUAUCUUAUUUUAUUAAUUUCGAUGAAGUGGUCUCCUCCACUGUCUUUCCCGACUCCCGAGCUGUCAACCGCAGUCGAAAAGGGAGGGUCAACAUGGCGUCCGAGCAGGAGAGUUCCAAUGGGCCUGUGAAGAGGUCUAUGAGGGAGAAGGCCAUCGAACGGCGGACCACCAACAAGGAGCACAACAGCAACUUUAAGGCAGGCUAUGUGCCCAUAGAGGAGGAGCGCCUGCACAAGACAGGCCUGAGAGGACGCAAGGGCAACAUGGCUGUCUGCAUCAUCAUCCUGCUCUUCCUGCUGGCACUCAUCAACCUCAUUAUCACUCUAGUGAUCUGGACGGUGAUACGAAUCGGGCCUAGUGGUUGUGACAGUAUGGAGUUUCAUGAAAGUGGGCUGCUCCGUUUCAAGCAGAAGGCAGACAUGGGCGUGGUCCACCCACUGCACAAGAGUACUGUGGGGGGCAGGAAGGACCAGGACCUGGUUAUCACCGGCAACAACAACCCGGUGGUGUUCCAGCAGGGCUCCACUAAGCUCAGUGUUGAGAAAGAGAAGACGUCCAUCACCAGUGACAUGGGCAUAUCCUUCACUGACCCCCGCACUCAGAACACCUUCUUCAGCACAGACUUUGAAAACCAUGAGUUCCACCUGCCCAAAGGAGUCAAAGUACUCAAUGUGAAGAAGGCCUCCACAGAAAGGAUCACCAGCAACGCUUCCUCUGACCUGUCCAUCAAAGGGGACAGCAAGGCCAUCAUCCGUGGCAACGAGGGGGUCUUCAUCAUGGGCAAGACAGUGGAGUUCAGGAUGGGAGGGGACAUUGAGCUCAGAGCUGAGAACAGUAUUGUUUUGAACGGAUCUGUGAUGGUGAGCGUCACUCGCAUGCCUAACUCCUCAGUGGGGGCCAAUGUGUAUUUCGACGAGGGUCUGUUGAGGUACAAGCUGUGUAUGUGUGCAGACGGCACUCUGUUCCGUGUCCAGGUGAAGUAUCAGAACAUGGGCUGCCAGACCUCAGACAACCCAUGUGGAAAGGCUCACUAAAGAGACUGGAACACAAACUGAUGUUACUCCAUCCAUCCUCUCCUACAAUCAACAGAUGGUCUGGCCAACCAGUGUUGAAAUACCAUAGAAUGGUGUACAGUGCAUACUCUAUAUGCAUUCAAACACUCUUUUUUUAUGGUGGUCUUUUUGUUUGUCUGCAUAUUCACCUGGCCAAAUAUAUCUAAUUAAGUGCUAAAGUAUUAUCAUAGUUUUUCUCUGACUAUAUGAAGUAACAGAAGCAGCACUUUACCAAGCCAUCCAGUAUUACCAGUAUUCUGGAUAUUUUUAUUAAUCAUUAUUUUACAUUUAUAUUUCCGCUGGCAGCUGUGUGUGACUCAAAUACAAAUCACCCUGUAUUAGGCAUCAGCCACUGAUCACAUAGUGUGGGGCACAUUUAUUUAUUUAUUGAUUAUGGUUAGUUAAGGAGUUAUGAGGUGGAGUUAGUGGGAUAUGUGCGAAAUAGGAAAGUUAAUUUUAGCCAUUCAGUAUUGCUGAUUGCAGGAGAUAAUCUGUGCUUGUUUAAAGGUCUAGUGUAGAUUUUCAUGAGUUGACUCUCUCAGCACUCUAAAUUGCUAUCUACAUCUGCCUUCUCAUCCUGUACGUGCCAAACAUUGUCUCUGUGUCUUCACAAAGGAAGAGAUUAGAGUGUAUUUAGUUAUGAUGCCAAAUUGAAUUCAUUUCCAUGUGUCUAUAAUACACUGCUCAAAAAAAUAAAGGGAACACUUAAACAACACAA
Salvelinus fontinalis (brook trout) is the source of this 1886-nucleotide messenger RNA. Its product is annotated as beta-sarcoglycan-like. Lineage: Eukaryota; Metazoa; Chordata; Actinopteri; Salmoniformes; Salmonidae. The transcript is spliced from 6 exons. Gene Ontology annotation, cellular component: sarcoglycan complex; sarcolemma. The record is from RefSeq and is a predicted model, not a curated record. The coding region runs from base 209 to 1150 and encodes 313 amino acids. Gene Ontology annotation, biological process: muscle organ development.